Messenger RNA from Solanum tuberosum (potato), 1644 nucleotides. Its product is annotated as fasciclin-like arabinogalactan protein 4. NCBI's taxonomy places the organism in Eukaryota, Viridiplantae, Streptophyta, Magnoliopsida, Solanales, Solanaceae. The transcript has a single exon. Gene Ontology annotation, biological process: multidimensional cell growth; mucilage biosynthetic process involved in seed coat development; abscisic acid-activated signaling pathway. The coding region runs from base 152 to 1426 and encodes 424 amino acids. Gene Ontology annotation, cellular component: plasma membrane. The record is from RefSeq and is a predicted model, not a curated record.
UGGACCAUAAUCAUCACAUCAAACCCAAGAUGGGGCCACAGUGGGCAAGAGGAAAAUGUGUGUGGAAGCCACCAAAGGAGCAUCACUCUCUCUGUUACCACUUUGAGAGAGAGACAUAGAAACACCUCUCUCUGCUUCAAACUUCACAAAAAUGGCUGUCACAAUUUCAUUAUCCCAUUUUACCCUUCCUACAUUCCUCUAUUUUCUUCUUUUAUCCACUUCCCACUUACCCAUUUUCGCCAUUAACAUCACCAAUCUAUUAUCUUCUUAUCCUGAAAUCUCCGACUUCGCUAAUCUUCUCGCCACUACUUCUGUCGCCGCCGAUCUAACCCAACGCUCUUAUCUUACUCUCCUUGUCGUCCCCAACACCUUCCUCCGGUCAUCCGAUCUCUUGAAUAACCGCUCUCCGCCCUCCUCCUCCUCCUCCUCCUCUAAUCUCGGUGAUGUCCUCCGUUACCAUGUUCUUCUUGAGUACUUUUCGUGGUCGGACCUUCGACUUAUACCACCCACCGGAAAACUCGUUACCACUCUGUUUCAAACUACCGGCCGUGCCCCUAAUAAUUUUGGGUCUGUUAACAUUACCCGUAAUGUUAAUUCGAAUUCCGUCACAAUUCAUUCACCUACAACGAACGCUACAAUUUUGGGGCUUUUGAAAACCCUUCCUUAUAAUAUCUCUGUUUUUAAGGUCGAUUCUCUUUUGGUUCCAAAUGGGUUUGAUCUUAUGGCUUCUGAAACUCGACCCCCUUUGGGUCUCAAUAUUACGAAGACGCUUAUUGAUGCUCACAAUUUCAAUGUUGCAGCUUCAAUGCUUACUGCUUCUGGGGUAGAAGAGGAAUUCGAGAGAGAUGAAGGGGGUGCUGGAUUAACGCUUUUUGUGCCAACAGAUGAAGCAUUUUCCGAUAUGUCAUCGUCGAUGAAAUUUCAAUCGUUGCCGGCGGAGAAGAAAGCUGUUGUAUUAAGGUUCCAUGUUUUGCAUUCGUAUUACCCUUUAGGUUCAUUAGAAUCUAUUGUUAAUCCAGUUCAACCAACAUUAGCUACAGAGCAAAAUGGUGCAGGGAGUUUUACACUGAACAUUUCUAGAGUUAAUGGGUCUGUCGGAAUUAACACCGGAAUUGUUCAAGCGUCGGUAACUCAAACGGUGUUUGAUCAGAAUCCGGUAGCGAUAUUUGGGGUAUCGAAAGUAUUGUUGCCUCAAGAGUUCUUUGGGAAGAACCCAAUUGGUAGUGGUAGUGGUGGUGGAGAAUCUGUGGUAGCUUCACCGCCGGAGAUAUCUCUAUCGCCGGUAAAUUCGCCGGAAAUAUUCAGCCCACCAAGCCACUUAUCAUCGCCGCCGAUUUUAGGGAAAGAAGUAUCAUCGGCGGCGAACAGAAAAAAAGGAAUCUUUUUAUGGUGCAUAGGGUUCUUCUACCUACUAGCCAUUAAUUAGUUCUGAAAUUAUAAUUUAUUUAAAUUUUUUCUGCUGCUAUUAUUUCACCCUUUUUUACACGGCAAAUUUAAUUUCUGUAUCUGUGGAAUUGGUUAGGCAGUACCAAUUUUUAUUUUUAUUUUAUUUUUCUAGAUUAUCCAAUUCUGCUAUUGUAAUUUGUAAAGCUCCAAUUUUAAAUUUUUUCACUACAUUGAAUCGAUGAGUUUAUUUACUAUAAU